Jaculus jaculus (lesser Egyptian jerboa) is the source of this 2359-nucleotide messenger RNA. RefSeq names its product thromboxane A2 receptor (gene Tbxa2r). Lineage: Eukaryota; Metazoa; Chordata; Mammalia; Rodentia; Dipodidae. Bases 900 to 1937 code for a protein of 345 amino acids. The record is from RefSeq and is a predicted model, not a curated record. Gene Ontology annotation, biological process: adenylate cyclase-activating G protein-coupled receptor signaling pathway; positive regulation of cytosolic calcium ion concentration; positive regulation of blood pressure. The transcript has 3 exons. Gene Ontology annotation, molecular function: thromboxane A2 receptor activity. Gene Ontology annotation, cellular component: plasma membrane.
CUAAACUUGGAGCCAAGGCCAGAAAGGAUAUCUCUUCAGGCCUGGAGGCCCUUAGCAAGACUACCUUUCCCAGAGGGAACCCACUUCAACUUCCAGCCUGGGGUUCCUGGUGGUAUGGGAGUCUACCUAGCCAGCCCUCAUCCCCCUAUUCUGCCUGCAGAGCCUGCCUGGCUGUGUUUCUAGUGACAUCUUGGUAUGUUCUUCCCCAUGUGAGGAUGGAGAGAGCAUGCACCUCCCCCAACAGGAGUUCCUUCCUGCCUUUGUGUCCACAGGAUCCACACCCCAGUGCCUGCCCCCCACUCAGCCAGGUGGCCCAUGUAGCCCAGCCGGUCACUGACUCCACACUGUUAAAGUAGCUAUGUUCCCUCACAAGGCCUUACGUGGACCCAGCAGUCAUUAGACGCCUACUGUGUGCCAGGCCCAACCACAGCUUACAACCCCCACCCCUUCCCUGCGUGGGAUCUGAGCCCACCUCCUCAAGAGGGUGUCCCUGUCAUCAGCAGUUUUUGUCACCCUUCUCUGGGUGGCUCCCACCACAGCCAGCCAGGCCCCGCUGAGGGGCGGGGCUGUGCAGGGGCGGGGCCAGGCCUGUGAGAGAGGGACAGUAGAGAUAGGGCAGAGUGGGAGACACAGCCUCACUGACACCCUCCCCCAGCCAGGUCCCCUCACUCUUGGGGGUCCCCAGCACCACACCCUCCAUCUUUAAACAACACCAGGACUCAGCCGGGUGACAACUCAGUUUCCCGCCCCACCCUUGUCCAUCCUGGUCAACAGCACAGCCAGAGGCCUGCUUACUCCCAGGACCCCCAAGCGGUGUUUCUGAGCCCAUGCCAGCUUGCUGUGCCUGCCACUUCUUCUUGAUGGGGUGGUGACUGGUUAUCCCACUCUACUCCAGAGCCAUGUGGGCCAAUGGCAGUUCUCCGGGACCCUGCUUCCGGCCGAUGAACAUUACCCUGGAGGAGCGGAGACUCAUCGCCUCACCCUGGUUCGCAGCUUCCUUCUGCACAGUGGGCCUGGCCUCCAACCUGCUGGCCCUGAGCGUGCUGGCGGGCGCACGGCAGAGCGGAGGGGUGUCCGCCCGUUCUUCUUUCCUCACCUUCCUCUGCGGCCUGGUCCUCACAGACUUCCUGGGGCUGCUCAUCACUGGGGCCAUCGUGGUGGCCCAGCAUGCCGCCCUCUUUGACUGGCAGGCUGUGGACCCUAGCUGCAGGCUCUGUCAUUUCAUGGGGGUGGCCAUGGUCUUUUUUGGACUGUGCCCACUGCUGCUGGGGGUCACCAUGGCCUCAGAGCGCUAUGUGGGUAUCACCCGGCCUUUCUCCCGUCCCAGGGUCACCUCCCUGCACCGUGCCUGGGCCACGGUGGCGCUGGUGUGGGUGGUAGCCCUGGGACUGGGCCUGUUACCUCUCUUGGGCCUCGGCCACUACACUGUCCAGUACCCUGGUUCCUGGUGUUUCUUAACCCUGGGCACCGAGCCUGGCGAUGUGGCCUUCGGGCUACUGUUCGCGCUGCUGGGCAGCCUGUCAGUGGGACUGUCUUUCUUCCUCAACACCGUCAGUGUGGCCACCCUCUGCCGUGUCUACCACGAUCGUGAGGCUGCCCAGCAGCGCCCACGGGACUGCGAAGUAGAGAUGAUGGUCCAGCUCGUGGGCAUUAUGGUGGUAGCCAGUGUGUGCUGGAUGCCUUUGCUGGUCUUCAUCGCCCAGACCCUGCUGCAGACACCUCCAGUCAUGAGUCCCUCGGGGCAGCUGGUCAGGGCCACAGAACAUCAGCUGCUCAUUUUCCUGCGUGUGGCCACCUGGAACCAGAUUUUGGACCCAUGGGUCUACAUUCUCUUCCGCCGGGCUGUACUGAGGCGUCUGCAACCACGUGUCAGCACGCGGCCCCGGGCACUGUCCCUUCGACCAUCCCUUGCCCAGGACGUGCUCAGGGAGCCCUGAGGGACAGCAGCGUCAGUGAACACACUCGGCCUGCUCCGUAUCCCAGGACCUCAGUGCUACCUGGAUCAAGGGUGAAGCCACCCAACUAGGGCCUCUUUCUGAUCUCCUGGGACUCCUCCUUCAUCCUCUGGGACUUUCCCUCUGAGCUCCUCCAAGUCUACAUGUAUGGUUGGGGCACAGGUGGAUAUCACGGCCCCAAUGGGACCUAACAGCUGGGGACAAGCUGAGUCCUGAGCUGGGAAAGACAUGAUGAACUAUGGUGGAGGGACACCCCCUCUCUUGCCAGACUCCUGGCCCCACUUUUCUCCAACCCUGGGGUCGUUGGCCUUGGAUGUGGGGAACAUCAGGCUAUGUGGUCUCUGUGGCUCUGAGUGUUUACUAAGCCCUCCACCAACCGGGUGCUCAAUAAACUGUUGACUAGC